AUGGCAACUGAUCCACGUAAAGUACCGGUAGAGCUGCAAAUACAGGAGCUGCAACGGAAAUUCCGCGUCCUCGAAAAUGACACCAGGGCCUACACUGAAGACGCCCAGGCGCGGAUACGCCGCCAGCGUGCCGCCAUAGAGAAGUUCUCCCACGAAAACCGGACGCUAAAACAGGAGCUCCAAGAAACACGUGAAGCCGUCUCCAGCCAGCAGCAUACGCUCAUGGGGAGCAAAAUGCAGGCUCUGAACGAGCAAUGCCAAAAUCUAGUUCAAGACAUGGAGGAUGAGAAGCGAAAAGAGAAAGACAUCAUGUCAAAGAUCAGUCUCAUUGAGGAUAGAGUUAUGAAGUGCAGGGAGCGGAUGGGCACUAUGGGAGGGGUGUAUUGCGCAGUGGUCUCUAGCGAGUCGAUUGCUAAGCAAAUACGAAUCCUGGAAAACCGGUUGAACAAGGGGAUGCAGAAGUACAGCGAAGCUGUCGCGUAUAACAAGAAGCUUAAAGAAGAAAUCAAUAACCUUCGGCGCGAACGAGUCGCAUUCGACAACCUAUACAGGAGAAUGGAGCGAGACUUACUCGAGACGAAGAAAAAUAUGGUCGAGGUCAUCGAUAUGGCAAACGCUGCUUACAAAGUGCGCGACGAGGCUCACCAACAAGUGGCGCUGCUCAAAGCGCAGGCAGGCAAAGAACACAAAAACUUUGAGAAAGAGCGGUCUGAGCUGGGCCGCCUCAUUGAGGUUUACCAAAAGAAGAACCAACUUAAGCAGCAAGCUAAGAAACGGGAUCAGGCUCCGUUGAAACGGACCGCCCAGUCCCCUGAAGGAGACUCUCAAAACAAAAUGCAGGACUCUUGGACUGCCGGUGGAGAGAAUGGAGCUCGAGAUAACGUGGCUGCACAAAUAGAGACUUACCAGGAGGCUAUCGCCAAAAUAAAAGAGGCGACUGGAAUGUCGAGCAUCGAUCAGCUUCUCGAGGCUUUUGUGAACGCUGAGGAACAGAACUUCUCUUUGUUCAAUUACGUCAACGCGCUCAGCGCAGAUAUAGAAGCCGCGGAAGCGAGUCUCACUCAACUACAGAGAGACAUAGACAACUUUCACUGUUCCAGUUCCGUUGCAGACAAGAGGAAACAAGAGGUUCUGCAGGAGCUAGAAGCAUACUCUACUUCCCUUGAGAAGAAGACGAAACUGUUUGAGGAGAAAAACGAAGGAAUCUCGAAGCAAAUAGGUGAACUGAAGCUGGGAAUUCAACGGAUGUUUGACAUGCUCGGAUGCCGCGAGUUGUAUUCUGAGGAGCUUUGGAUGAACCAGGGCCUGACAGAUUCAAGUGUGGUAUCGUAUCUACAAGCGGUUGAACAGAGGACUGACGUCAUAAUCGACUGUUACCUCCGCGAAGUCGCUCCAUCAGACAUACCAGUGGGGGUUGCCAGUGUGAGCCGGGUGCUGUCGCGCCCUGGCGCGGCGCCGGUGCAAGGCAGUCCUGCACAGAUUAAGCUACCAUCAACUUUCGAUGGUAUGAGUAGUCGGGAGCACUCCGAUGAAGAAGAGUCUGACGCCCGCCCCCUUAGCAGGGAUGAACUGACAGACCGUUUCCUCAAAGGAAGAUGUAGAAAGGACGACAGAAGAAAGAACAAAACGCGGAAGGGAGGACCAAGAUGA
This is a messenger RNA of Besnoitia besnoiti, 1650 nucleotides long. Its product is annotated as putative outer dynein arm docking complex protein ODA1. The coding region runs from base 1 to 1650 and encodes 549 amino acids. The record is from RefSeq and is a predicted model, not a curated record. NCBI's taxonomy places the organism in Eukaryota, Apicomplexa, Conoidasida, Eucoccidiorida, Sarcocystidae. The transcript has a single exon.